UUUCCAGUUUUCUUAAAGAAAAACCUGCAUUUUAUGGUUUCAUGUCAGUGUCUUAAGUAGCCAGACAAGUGCAUAGUUUAUGCCUGGGCUCAGAGGGCAGAAUUAAUGUGCUAGCUGGAGCCCCGAUGCUCUAGGAUAUGUUAAGCUCUUAAUAGGCUAAUCAAAGAGAUGGAAGCGUGUGUUUUUGAUUUACUUUUGGCCACUUGGGACGUGCUAGACUCAUAUCCCUCCGGAGCCUUGAAUAUCGGGCACAUAGGUAACCCUCCAAAAAAUCAUCCAGUUUGCUAAAUUAUGGAAAUUUUGUGGAAGACGUUGACCUGGAUUUUGAGCCUCAUCAUGGCUUCAUCGGAAUUUCAUAGUGACCACCGGCUCUCAUACAGUUCACAAGAGGAAUUCCUGACUUACCUAGAACACUACCAGCUAACUAUUCCAAUAAGGGUUGACCAAAAUGGAGCUUUCCUCAGCUUUACUGUGAAAAAUGAUAAACACUCGAGGAGAAGACGGAGUAUGGACCCUAUCGAUCCACAGCAGGCAGCAUCUAAGUUAUUUUUUAAACUUUCAGCCUAUGGCAAGCACUUUCACCUAAACUUGACUCUCAACACGGAUUUUGUGUCCAAACAUUUUACCGUAGAAUACUGGGGGAAAGAUGGGCCUCAAUGGAAACAUGAUUUUUUAGACAACUGUCACUACACAGGAUACUUGGAAGAUCAACAUAGUACAACCAAAGUGGCUUUAAGCAACUGUAUUGGGUUGCAUGGUGUUAUUGCAACAGAAGAUGAAGAAUAUUUUAUUGAACCAUUAAAGAAUACCACAGAGGAUUCCAAACAGUUUAGUUAUGAAAAUGGCCAUCCCCAUGUAAUUUACAAAAAGUCUACCCUUCAGCAACGGCAUAUGUAUGAUCACUCCCAUUGCGGGGUUUCUGACCUCAUAGGUGGCAACCCUUGGUGGCUGAAUGACACAUCUCCUUUUCCUUCUGCACCACCAACGAAUGGCACACACAGACCGAGGAGAUCGAUAAGCAUCGAGCGCUUUGUGGAGACAUUAGUCGUGGCAGACAAAAUGAUGGUGUCCUAUCAUGGCCGCAAAGACAUUGAACAUUACAUUUUGAGUGUAAUGAAUAUUGUUGCCAAACUUUACCGUGAUUCCAGCAUAGGAAACGUUGUGAAUAUUAUAGUGGUCCGCUUAAUUGUUCUCACGGAUGAUCAGCCAAACUUGGAGAUAAACCACCAUGCAGACAAGUCCCUCAAUAGCUUCUGUAAAUGGCAGAAAUCCAUUCUCUCCCACCAAACUGAUGGAAACAUCAUUCCAGAAAAUGGGAUUGCCCACCACGAUAAUGCGGUUCUUAUGACUAGAUAUGAUAUCUGCACUUAUAAAAAUAAGCCCUGUGGAACACUGGGCUUGGCCUCUGUGGCUGGAAUGUGUGAGCCUGAAAGGAGCUGCAGCAUUAAUGAAGACAUUGGCCUGGGUUCAGCUUUUACCAUUGCACAUGAGAUUGGUCACAAUUUUGGUAUGAACCAUGAUGGACUUGGAAAUCCUUGUGGGACAAAAGGUCAUGAAACAGCAAAACUUAUGGCAGCUCACAUUACUGCAAAUACCAAUCCUUUUUCCUGGUCUUCCUGCAGUCGAGACUAUAUCACCAGCUUUCUAGAUUCAGGCCGUGGCAAUUGCCUUAAUAAUGAGCCUCCCAAGCGUGAAUUUGUUUACCCAACUGUGGCCCCAGGUCAGGUGUACGAUGCUGAUGAGCAAUGUCGUUACCAGUAUGGACCAGGAUCCCGCCAAUGUAAAUUUGGGGAAGUGUGUAGAGAGCUCUGGUGUCUCAGCCAAAGCAACCGCUGUGUCACCAACAGUAUUCCUGCAGCGGAGGGAACAUUUUGUCAGACUGCGACUAUUGAAAAGGGGUGGUGCUAUCAGGGAGAAUGUGUUGCUUUUGGCACUUCGCCCCAGAGCGUAGAAGGGGGCUGGGGUGCCUGGUCACUGUGGGGAAAGUGCAGCAGGACCUGCGGGGGAGGCGUCUCCUCAUCUCUAAGACAGUGUGACAGUCCAGCACCUUCAGGAGAUGGAAACUACUGCCUUGGGGAAAGGAAACGGUAUCGCUCCUGUAACACAGAUCCAUGUCCUUUGGGGGCCCGAGAUUUUCGAGAGAAACAGUGUGCAGACUUUGACAAUAUGCCUUUCCGUGGAAAUUAUUAUAACUGGAAACCCUUUACUGGAGGUGGAAUGAAACCUUGUGCAUUAAACUGCUUGGCUGAUGGCUACAACUUCUACACUGAACGUGCCCCCGCAGUGAUUGAUGGGACUCGGUGCAAUAUGGAUUCACUGGAUAUCUGUAUCAACGGAGAAUGCAAGCAUGUAGGUUGUGAUAAUAUUUUGGAAUCCAGUGUUAGGGAAGAUAAAUGUCGAGUCUGUGGAGGGGAUGGGAGCACAUGCGAUGCCGUUGAAGGGUUCUUCAAUGAAACGUCACCCAGAGGAGGAGGAAACUCCAUACUGUCUUCCACAGUGGCUGAACCAGUCUGCAUGCCCUCCAACAUUACAGGAGAGUUCCUAUGCUACCUGACAGUUGUGCAGAUACCAAGAGGUUCUGUUAAUAUUGAAGUCAGAGAAGUUGCCGUGUCACCUGCCUAUAUUGCUUUAAAAUCUGAAACAGAUGAAUACUAUCUUAAUUGUGGUUGGACUAUUGACUGGCCUAAGAAGUUUGAUGCUGCUGGGACAACUUUUCGCUACAAGAGACCAACUGAUGAACCAGAAUCCUUGGUAGCUCCAGGUCCCACCACGACAAAUCUCAUUGUCAUGGUUCUUUAUCAAGAUACGUAUGAGGGAAUUACGUAUAAGUUCAAUGUUCCUAUCACUCGGACUGGCAGUGGAGACAGUGAUAUUGGCUUUACCUGGAAUCAUCAGCCUUGGUCAGAGUGCUCCACUACUUGUGCUGGAGGUUUCCAAAAACAGGAGGUGGUCUGCAAAAGAGUGGAUGACAGCUCUGUUGUCCAGGACAAUUACUGUGACCCUGACACUAAGCCACCUGAAAAGCGAAGACGCUGUAAUAUUGAGCCCUGCUCACCUGAGUGGUUCAUUGGAGAUUGGUUGGAGUGUAGCAAGACUUGUGGCGGUGGAAUGCGUACAAGGGCAGUGCUCUGCGUCAGAAAGAUGGGACCUUCUGAGGAGAAGACACUGGACUCCAGCGCUUGCUUAACACACCGGCCCGUUGAAAGAGAGUCCUGCAACAACCUGCCAUGUCCGCCUCAGUGGGUGGCUUUGGACUGGUCAGAGUGCACUCCCAAGUGUGGUUCAGGAUUCAAGCAUCGGAUUGUUCUGUGCAAGAGCAGUGACCUUUCUAAAACGUUGUCAACUGCAUACUGUCCACAGGAGAGCAAACCCUCUACCCGCAUGCGCUGCAGUUUGGGCCGCUGCCCUCCUGCUCGCUGGGUGACAGGAGACUGGGGCCAGUGUUCUGCUCAGUGUGGCCUUGGACAGCAAAUGCGGAUCGUGCAAUGUCUCUCCUACACUGGACAGGCAUCGAGUGACUGUCCGGAAACUGCGCGGCCUACAUCGAUGCAGCAGUGUGAAAGCAAAUGUGACGGGACCCCUACUUCCAAUACUGAAGAGUGCAAAGAUGUGAGCAAAGUGGCUUACUGCCCGCUGGUGUACAAGUUCCAGUUCUGCAAUCGAGCAUACUUCAGACAGAUAUGUUGUAAGACCUGCCAAGGACAGUGACCCACGGAAAGCCGUAGAAAGAGCCUUGUCAUUUCAUCCUGGAAACGUGUCCAUCACAGAGAGCCACCCGGAGGAAGAGGAUUGAUGUCCUUGCAGAUGCAUUACCCUGUGGAAAACGUAACCACUGGUCAGCCCUAGCUGACAGGAUUUCAAUAUUAUUUUAACUUCUGUGAAGUAGGAUUUAUUGAUCCAAAGUGCUGGACACAGUUUUAGGAGGGAAUGCCAGAUUGGAGAGAUCCAAACAACACAGGGAGACUUGCUUACUGUGGACCGUUUGUGUUCUUUCGAGUAAAUCCAAUAGCCUGUUUACCUCCUUGGACCAUUAAGAUAAUUUUUAUUAUAGACUUAGCAAUGACACUGAAUCCAUUUGUAUUUAAAACUGUUUAAAAUGUAGCUGGUAUGGUUUGGUCAACUAUGGAAGUAAAGAAGAUUCAGAAAUCUUAAAUCAUAGCUUAAAAAAAUAUUUACUAUACUUUAUCUCACUACAACAGCACCACCAUUUAAAUUCUAAACUGGGCUUUAACCUGUAAUUUAAGGAGCAAUUAUAAAUCAAGACUAAUGAAA
This is a messenger RNA of Myotis daubentonii (Daubenton's bat), 4272 nucleotides long. It is a transcript of the gene ADAMTS6, whose product is annotated as ADAM metallopeptidase with thrombospondin type 1 motif 6. Gene Ontology annotation, biological process: extracellular matrix organization; proteolysis. NCBI's taxonomy places the organism in Eukaryota, Metazoa, Chordata, Mammalia, Chiroptera, Vespertilionidae. Gene Ontology annotation, cellular component: extracellular matrix. The record is from RefSeq and is a predicted model, not a curated record. Gene Ontology annotation, molecular function: metalloendopeptidase activity.